Messenger RNA from Eriocheir sinensis (Chinese mitten crab), 844 nucleotides. RefSeq names its product oxysterol-binding protein-related protein 9-like. Bases 146 to 844 code for a protein of 232 amino acids. The transcript is spliced from 6 exons. The record is from RefSeq and is a predicted model, not a curated record. Lineage: Eukaryota; Metazoa; Arthropoda; Malacostraca; Decapoda; Varunidae.
AUACAGACGCUGGGGUGCUCGUCACCGCCUCUGUGCCCAGUGUCAUGUUUUCCUUGCUGACCCUGUCAUUGGUGGCUUAGGAGUGACGUGCAGGAAGUGUGGCUCAGGCCGUGACAGCGCCGCUGCACGGUGAGGUGGGGCCGCCAUGACACAGUCCAAGGAGAAGAUGAUGCGCGGCGCUCGGCGAGGGUGUGUGCGCCUCAAGGGUGCCGUGGUGGGCAUCGACGAUGACGAUGACUCAACAUUCACCAUCACCGUCGACGCAAAGACAUUCCACUUCCAGGCUCACGACCCAGACGAGAGAGAGAAGUGGAUCCGAGGCCUGGAGGAUACCAUCGUACGCCACACACCUUCCAUCAGGCGCUGGGACCCAAGCAGACCGGCACCCACCAUGGCAGACUUCGACAAGAAACUAACGGAGAGCGAUGCGUACCUCCAGCUGUUGAUAGAGCAGAGCGGAGUGUUGGAGCGUCACAUGGGAUCAACCGAGGACCCAGAUGACCGCCGCCGCUGCCAGGAAGUUCUCAAUGGGGUCAAUAGUGUUCUGGAAUCGAUCAAGCACUCCAUUGUUUUACUGCAGAUCGCGAAAAACACUGCCUUCCCUGUAAAUGGAGUCUACCACCCUUGCAACGCUAUUCCGGAGUCCACCACCACCACCACCACCUCCACCACCACCUCCACCACCACUGCCUCCACCACCACCAGCACCACCACCAGCCUAGGGUCAACCGAGGAUAGCGUGCCCCUGACCCUUCCGCCAAUGGUCCAGACUCUCUCCGAGGACGAGGACUUCUUUGAUGCCGAUGACUUCGGGACCCCGACCCCAUCUCAGAGCCCAAGGUAA